Messenger RNA from Propithecus coquereli (Coquerel's sifaka), 2489 nucleotides. RefSeq names its product hydrogen voltage gated channel 1 (gene HVCN1). The coding region runs from base 17 to 832 and encodes 271 amino acids. The transcript is spliced from 6 exons. Gene Ontology annotation, molecular function: voltage-gated proton channel activity. Gene Ontology annotation, biological process: proton transmembrane transport. Gene Ontology annotation, cellular component: plasma membrane. The record is from RefSeq and is a predicted model, not a curated record. Lineage: Eukaryota; Metazoa; Chordata; Mammalia; Primates; Indriidae.
CAGGAGCAACAGGAAAAUGUCCACGCGGGAUGAAAAGGCAGCCACCCGCAGGGCCAGGGCGGCUUCCGGCCAGAGGAUGAGCAAGUUCUUGAGGCACUUCACUGUCGUCGGGGACGACUACCAAGCCUGGAACAUCAACUACAAGAAGUGGGAGAAUGAGGAGGACGAAGAGGAGGAGGAGCAGCAGCCACCCACGCCAGGCUCGGGCGAGGAGGGCCGCGCCGCAGGCCCGGAUGCCGCCCCUGGGCCCGCGCCCAGGCGCCCGCCUGACUUCAGGAGCACGUUGAGGAAGCUCUUCAGCUCCCACAGGUUUCAGGUCAUCAUCAUUUGCCUGGUCGUCCUGGAUGCCCUCCUGGUGCUUGCCGAGCUCAUUCUGGACCUGAAGAUCAUCCAGCCGGACAAGAACAACUACGCCGCCAGGGUGUUCCACUACAUGAGCAUUGCCAUCUUGGUCUUUUUUAUGAUGGAGAUUUUCUUUAAAAUAUUUGUCUUCCGCCUGGAGUUCUUUCACCACAAGUUUGAAAUCCUGGAUGCCAUUGUUGUGGUGGUCUCGUUCGUCCUUGACAUUGUCCUCCUGUUCCGGGAGCACGAGUUUGAGGCUCUUGGCCUGUUGAUCCUGCUGCGGCUGUGGCGGGUGGCCCGGAUCAUCAACGGGAUAAUUAUCUCAGUUAAGACACGUUCAGAACGGCAACUCCUAAGGUUAAAACAGAUGAAUAUACAAUUGGCCGCCAAGAUCCAACACCUUGAAUUCAACUGCUCUGAAAAGGAACAAGAAAUUGACAGACUUAACAAGCUGCUGAGACAGCAUGGACUUCUUGGGGAGGUGAACUAGACAGGGACCACCUUCUCCCAAGGAGAAGACUCCGCCUCCCAGGCCUGUGCCAGGAUGAGAGAGACAGCCACCUUUCCUGGGGCCAUUUGGUGAGAGGUUUGGUUCGAUGCCCUUGCUGUACUCCUGCCCAGCUUGGAUUGUGGGUAGACACGGCCCUUCAGAAGGUUCUAUUUCUUCCUUGGUGCCAUCCCAUUCCCACCCUGCACUGUAACAAAUGUACCAAACUGUAUUUUCUCAUAUUGAACACUUUACCUUUGCUUGAAAAUGAGCAAUGAAGCUGGACAAUUACUAGUUGUAUAUAGAAUUUAAUCUCAAAUGCAAUUUUCAAAUUUCACAAGUAUAUCGAGGAACUAGCACAUCCUUUCAUAUGAGUAUUCUGAAAGAAAAAGAAGCUACUUUAGCUACCAGCCCAUUCUAGAAAAGUCUUAUUUCCAAGCUGUUCUAAAUAGCUUCUCUUGUCCCCAUUUCCCCAGGGAAUGUGUUUCCCAGCUGUAUCAUGCAGCUUUUAGCAAGUGCCACCUAGUUCUUGCCACCUGACAACAUUUUUCUCAAUUACUGUACAAUUACUGUUUAAAAUAAACUCUCUCCUUCCCUUGGGCCCUCCUACUGUAUUCUUUCCUCUCUGGCAUCCCAUACCAGCCUGCCAGUUGGAGAGCUAGCUACAGUGCCUGGUACAGAAACAGCAAUCAGACCCAAGACUGCACUGUAAUUAACAUGAUAUUUGGGGGACGAUCCCCUCGUGAGGCUUUGUAUUCUACUCACAUGAUUUUAUACAAUAUUUUGCUACUUUUGUACUCAUUUCAACAGGACCUGAAAAGGAAAAAGAACCUGAACUAAAAACAAUGAAUAUUUUAAAAAUAACUCAAAGCCGGGGAUGAAUAAACUAGCUAGAUCUUGCACGCCUAUGCUACUUCAAGGUCUGUUCUCUUUAGACAAUUUGGUUUCCAUAUGUGAUGUACGUCUUGAGAGUAUUAGAAAGGACCAAGACCAGAUGUUUCCCCAUUCUAAAUUAAAACCAAAUAGAAUUAGAUUUCCAAAAGGAAAAAGUCAGGAGGGAAGUGAGUAGAGAGGGGCAGUAUGUCAGUGUGGAGUCAACCUCAAGGGUUAGGACACGUGUAAUAAAAUGCAAUGACUCUGAGGGACUUCUGACCCCACGCGCACUCUAUUCUAAAGGUGAGGACCUUGGAGGUGGGUGCAGUUUCCUUAAGUAACAACUUACAUCAAACAAACGGGAAGAAGAAGUCAAAGGGCAGCCUGGCGUUGAUGGCUGGCGGAGCGCGGAAGCCUGCCUCUGCAGGGGCAGACACAUCCACGAAAGUAACCAUGGUGGAAAUGAGAAUUAUCUUUUCAUUUCCUGCAUUGGGCUGUAAUAAAAAGUCAGAGAUGUGAGCCCCACUGUCCAGUGUAGUAACAGGAUCACAAAGAUGAGACAUUUUUCAUCCUCUUCUUCACUCAACCACUGUCCGUUCAGGAAUCUGAUAGGUAGCGGAGCACUAAUCGCCGCUAACUUGGAUGAGAGAAACAGUCUUCCCCAGGUUGUCCUGAUUAACACAUCUAUAUCAAUCAUAACUCAAAUUUCACGAGGAUUUUAAAGGUCACAUCUAAACCGGAAUGCUAAUGGGAACAGAACCACCGUCAGUGGAGCUGUGUUUUGUUC